AUGAUGGAGGACUCGAAUCGCCUCUUCCGCUUCCCCAAGCCCGCGUGGAUGAACAGCGCCAACACGCGGACUGCCGGCGUCUACAUCGCGGGAGCCUUGUUCGCCAUGGGCUUCUACACCCUCAUCGACAUCUCGGUCUGGUCCAAGUCGGCCAUGAACGGCUCCGAACCAACCGUCCACAUCACCUUCGUCGACUGGAUCCCCGGCAUCUGCAGCGCCCUCGGCAUGCUCGUCAUCAACAGCAUCGACAAGUCGCGUCUGUCUGCCGACAGCUUCUCGUACUCUGGGAACGGCGUCGCGUGGAAGGCGAGGCUGGUGUUGUUCUUGGGCUUUGCCCUGUUGGCUGGUGGGCUUGCGGGCAGUGUUGUGGUUAUGGUUAUGAAGUUUAUUGUUGUUGGACAUACUUGGCCGACGCUGUGGCUGGGCGUUGGAAACGUCGUUGCUAAUGCGCUUCUUAUGCUGAGUUCCGCUGUGCUCUGGAUUGCGCAGAACAUGGAAGACGAGUACACCUACAACCUGGCGUUGUAG
This is a messenger RNA of Alternaria novae-zelandiae, 528 nucleotides long. RefSeq lists its product as uncharacterized. Gene Ontology annotation, cellular component: Vps55/Vps68 complex; fungal-type vacuole membrane. The transcript is spliced from 3 exons. Gene Ontology annotation, biological process: protein targeting to vacuole; late endosome to vacuole transport via multivesicular body sorting pathway. Lineage: Eukaryota; Fungi; Ascomycota; Dothideomycetes; Pleosporales; Pleosporaceae. The record is from RefSeq and is a predicted model, not a curated record. Bases 1 to 528 code for a protein of 175 amino acids.